GUCACUUCCGUUAGACAGCCAGUCUAGGGAGGAGGUCCAAAGCAAAGCAAUUUACAAACUGUUAGACACAUCAGUGACUGCAUUUAGAGAGCUAAUGGGAAUCUCUUUUUCUGAGAGCUCAAUGGCAAACGAUUCACAUGCUGAAUCUCACCUGUGCCAAACGUCCACUACAAGUGUAGUUCUGCCCAUUAUCUACACCAUUAUGUCUGUCACCGGCCUGCCAGGGAAUGCUAUUUCUCUCUGGGUGUUCAUACGCAAAAUUGCCAUCAAAACGUCCACUCACAUCUACCUGAUAAAUCUAGGGAUCUCAAACUUUCUGCUCUGCCUAACCAUGCCAUUCCAGGCCACAUACUACUCACUUGGGACCAAAUGGCACCGACAAGACACCAUGUGCCAAAUGGCAAUAAGUGGUCUAACUCCAGUGAUCCACAUCAACAUCUGCAUAGGUGUGAUGAUAUUGAGCUGGGUGGCACUCAGUCGCUUCACCUCGCUGAUUCAACACUCCCAUGCUGACCGUCCAAGCCGAUGGCUCAACGUUUUACCAGGUGCCUUCCUCUGCCGAAAACGACAAGCAAAACUGGCCUAUGUGCUGUGCAUGGUCACCUGGGCCACUGUAACCAUAGCGGUCACAUCCUUUGUGGUGCUGUACUCGAUCAGGGAGGCUAGGAGUGUGGAUGACGGCAACAGAGAUGAAGUGUGUUACAGCGUAGCAGUGGAGGUCGGUGGGGAAGCAUCUCGUGUCUUCAGUUUAGUGGCCAUUUCACAGUUCUUUGUCUUCUUCCUGUUGGUCUUAUGCCCUUACAUGGCAGUGAUCAGGCACAUCUGGAGGUCCAGAAGAAGCGCGGUCAUCUCAGACAGCCAGCGAGUCUACGCAAGAGUGUUUCGGAAUAUUGUUGUCAUUAUGGUGGUGCUGGUGGUCUGCCUCCUGCCGCACCACAUCUACAAAGCCAUCUUCGUUCAUAUCGUCAACGAGCAGUCUUGGUCUGCAUCACCUCCAAAAGACGCUUGCCAUCCACUGUCCAUGUACGUGGAGGUGAAGAGCAUCCUGCUCUGUUUAGCAACUCUGCGAUGUAGCACAGACCCCAUCAUGUACUUCCUGCUGGACAAGACGUUUCGUAAUCAUGUGCUUAGCCUGCUGACAUUACGCGCUAGCGCAACUGACAGUCAGUCAUCAAAGUCUAACAUGGGACAGUUAUCUCAGGCAGCAAGCGUGUGCCUUUAGACCAGAAGUGCCCAAACUCGGUCCUGGAGGGCCAAUGUCCUGCAGAGAUUAGCUCCAACCUGCCUCAACACACCUGCCUGGAGGUUUCUAGUAUGCCUAGUAAGAGCUUGAUUAGCUGGUUCAGGUAUGUCUAAUUGGGGAUGGAUCUUUUGUUGCAAGUCCCUAUAAAGUAACCAGAUGUUUUGUAAAGUCAGACUGAUACUUCCGUUCUCACACCACUUUGAAUUGCUGGAGUACUUUGUGUAGCUAUAAAUAGACAGUUUAGCCAAAAAUGUAAAAUUCUGUCAUCAAUUACCUUUCUUCUGUCAUUCCAAACAUUGAUGACAUUCUUUCUUCUUUGUCUAUUUUGUCUUACACAAAGUCACCAUUAAAUGGACAUUCACCAAUUAUCCAAUUAUUUAGUCUACUUGUAAACCUGCCUCUCUCUUACAUUUGACUAGAAACUUGCAUUCUGAUGAGUCUCUUUCAGAUCAUAAACCAAUGAUUUGAACCAAG
Molecule: messenger RNA, 1717 nt
Organism: Cyprinus carpio (common carp)
Lineage: Eukaryota; Metazoa; Chordata; Actinopteri; Cypriniformes; Cyprinidae
Product: putative G protein-coupled receptor 82
Biological process (GO): G protein-coupled receptor signaling pathway
Cellular component (GO): membrane
Molecular function (GO): G protein-coupled receptor activity
Source: RefSeq, a predicted model, not a curated record